Xiphias gladius (swordfish) is the source of this 3383-nucleotide messenger RNA. RefSeq names its product nerve growth factor b (beta polypeptide) (gene ngfb). Gene Ontology annotation, biological process: positive regulation of collateral sprouting; regulation of neuron differentiation; cell surface receptor protein tyrosine kinase signaling pathway. The transcript has 3 exons. The coding region runs from base 309 to 914 and encodes 201 amino acids. The record is from RefSeq and is a predicted model, not a curated record. NCBI's taxonomy places the organism in Eukaryota, Metazoa, Chordata, Actinopteri, Istiophoriformes, Xiphiidae. Gene Ontology annotation, molecular function: growth factor activity; nerve growth factor receptor binding.
AGACUCAGAAAGGACUGUUUGGGAUAAUUGACAAAGAAUUAGUUCUUCCCCUCCCUGGCAUCUUGUGGAAUUGGACACAAACUGGAACAUAUUUCAGUAAUCUUCAGGAGUCUUACGUCAGCGGAGAGAAGAGAGAGCUUUCGCAGAGCGCUGAAGAGUGGAGACAGAGGAGGGCAGAGGUGUGCUGGAUGGGGGCCACAGCCGGGCCUGAUGGCAGGAGCCCAGACCACAUCAAGCUCUAAUCACACCCUCUAGGGGCCUCCGGGGUGCUACAGUUCACGUGGAGACACUGAAAAGGUUGUGUGCCCAUGAGGUCGUCCGUGCUGGUCCUGUUCCUCUUCUUCAGUGCCCAGGCUGUGGCCACUAUCGGAGGGGAAUCGUGUGCCGCCACGACGGCACAGCAGCGGGACCCAGGCAGCAACCGCAACUCCAUCCCCGCAGUGGACCCCAAGCUCUUCACCAAGCGCCACUACCUCUCACCCAGGGUGCUCCUCAGCUCCCAGCCCCCCGAUGCAGAGCCGGCAGCGUCACGGGGUGCCGGCAGAAGGACGCGCAGGCGAGCAGGGCAGCCUCAGCACCGUGGGGUGUACUCGGUGUGUGAGAGCAUCAGCGUCUGGGUUGGCAACAAGACCAAGGCCACAGACAUCUCAGGCAACGAGGUGACGGUGCUCCCGGAUGUGAACAUCAACAAUGUCAACAAGAAGCAGUACUUCUUCGAGACAACGUGUCACAGCGCUCACUCGGGCAGCACAGGCUGUUUGGGAAUCGAUGCGAGAAACUGGAACUCCUACUGCACCAACUCACACACUUUUGUACGAGCGCUGACUUCGUUUGAAAACCUGGUGGCGUGGAGGCACAUACGCAUCAACGUGGCCUGUGUGUGCGUGCUCAGCCGCAAGUCAUGGCGGCAGUGAACACUUGACCCGCACAUCGCACGCAUGCAGGCUCACACACUCAGUCAAGUGCGGUACAUACACAUGCAUACUCAAGUUAAUUUGCAGCCAGUUGUGAAUUUUCUCUGCGUAACUUAUCACCAAAGACUUCUCACCCUCUGCACAAAGUAAAUUAUUGGUAUAUGUCAAAGUAUCAGGACUGCAUGUAUAUACACCAGGCCUGGGUCAAAUCGUAUCCGCAGUUGGUUUGAAGCCAGGUUUUGACCUGUUGGAAGCACCAAGUAUUAAGGGACUGUUGCGGUGUCAUCUGACUACUUCAGCUCUGGUUUAUAGCAGGCUCAGCACACAAAGGUUUAAAACGCAGGUGCAGGCUAAAUUGCACCUGACUGCUGUGUGAAAAAGAGCAUCAAACUUUUAAGAAUUACGCAUAGGAUUGCUCUAGGAACAAUAAAAAUCAAAAAAAGAAAAAAGCGGUGCAACAUCCUAUCAAAUGUUUAAAGCAAGUGCAAAUAAUAGGCUACGAUUUCCCAAAGAAGCCAGGAACUCAGGAGAAAGGACCCAAAUGCAGACACACAAGACAGGCUGAUGCGGUGAAGGUGUUUUAAUACAAAAAAUCAGGCUGGACAGGUGGAUGGACAGGUGUCAAGCACACCGGCAGGCACUAACGACACGGGGACCACGAGGGAUGAUCCACAGGAGCAAAGGUAGAUCCACUAGGAACUCGGGAGCUUACACAGGAAACUAAAAAGACGAACCGACCGAGAGUGAAGGGAGCACAGAGACUAAACACACGAGAAAGGCAGGGGUAAUUGGGAACAGGGGACACUCAGCAGGGCGCGGCAGGCAAUCAAAUAGGCAGGAAACACACAAGGGCAGGAAGUACAACAACCGCAGACACACAAAAAAAGGUAAUUUCAAAUUUAAAACAGGAAAUAAUAACACAGAGUCCAGGGCAAAGAGUCACUCAAAGGGAAGAUUAUGACAUAAGACUAUCCCCAUUCCAAAUUAUACACGUCGCUUGAGCAAACAAAUUAUUCAUCAUGACCAACAACAUCCUCAGAAUCAUAACACAUUACAGAAGGUAUGUCCCCACCUCUGUUUCUGUACUGCAGAAUCUGCAGGAUCUACUCUUAACUCCAGAGAUUUUCCAUUAUCACGAACUGCUGAGGGAAGAAUUCAAAAAUCCCACCGCACCAAUGUACAGUGUGCGUUUUACCAUUUAUAGCCGAGUUACACUUUAGAUGAACAGAGCAUAUAUUUUUUCAUGAAUUAAUACCGCAGUAUAUCAUAUUGUCGUAGCUACUAAAACAAUUAACAUGUUUCAGCUGCCUAAAUUACUGACAAACUGAGAUCAUGUCUGCAGGCACUGGACAUGUGCUGCUACAUUUAGUUUAUACAUUGCUCCAAUCUGUCACAUCAUCAGUCACCCUCUUCCUGCCGUCAAAAAUAAAGUGAUAAGGUCAUACAAGCCAAAAUAAUUUAACUCUGAGAAACUGAUAAAAUGAUUUGAGCUGUAGAAAUCUGCACUUAGGCUGCAUUUUGAGACCCCUGCGGCGGUUUUGACUUAAGCCUCAGAUUCGGCGACCUCCGGUGGCGUUCAGGCGAAUUCAGCGGGGCGCAGGGUUCAGACUGAGCGACGGGUGCAGUUUAGACGGCAGCCUCGGAGGCCACAGCGUGGGGUUUAACAGACCAGACAGCACGUCUUACACUAGAAAACCACAGCUAAGCUUGUCACAGAGCGACAGCCCAACAACACAAUCAGGAUAAUUAUAGUAUUUCUCUGCCACCCCUUACAUUUUUCCUACAGCACACCCCAACUCACUCUAAGAAGCCUAAUGCAACCCACAAGUCAUGGAAACACAAUUUGACCCAGGUCUGAUGUAAACAAAACUUUUUGUUAAAAUGUUGUUGUUGACAUUGUUAUUUAUUAAACACUCACAUACAUGCACUGUGUGUUUUAUGAAGUUUGUUGAAUACUAAGCCUGUUGUCCCUUUCAGUCUUGACAUGAGAAAAAGCUUCAUAUUUUUUUGGCCCAGAUGGAAAAAUGAAGAGAAAACCCAUAUGGCUUCAUUUUACUGCCAGUAAUUUGGUGUUUUGGCCUUGCUUUGUGCUUUCCUCCUGCUCUUCAUUCUACAGUAGAUAUGACACAAGAGGAAAAAGACAUAAAGAUAAAUAAGAUUGCCAGUGAUUCAUCGGCCGGACUCUGGCUGAUAACAUCGUGGCUUGUCAUUUUCUUUGAUUUGGCAGUGGCAUUUCGGUGUCGUGAGCGCACGGCACAUUCUACUCAAGGCGGACAGUCGAUACCAGUUGUGACGUUUUGGGCCCAGAGCCUAAUUUCGCAUCACGGCUGACAUUUAAAAUCUCCGAUGUGAGCUCUGUGAGCUUGGAGGUAAACUUGAAACCGAGACAAAGGGCAGCUGCUGAGAGCAUUUUUCUGGAAAACUAGAGUUUUAAGAGAAAUACUCCCACAGAGCUGUCUACCUGUCAUC